Messenger RNA from Penicillium pulvis, 1029 nucleotides. Its product is annotated as protein GET4. The record is from RefSeq and is a predicted model, not a curated record. Gene Ontology annotation, cellular component: cytosol; TRC complex. Gene Ontology annotation, molecular function: protein binding. Gene Ontology annotation, biological process: protein insertion into ER membrane. NCBI's taxonomy places the organism in Eukaryota, Fungi, Ascomycota, Eurotiomycetes, Eurotiales, Aspergillaceae. The transcript is spliced from 4 exons. Bases 1 to 1029 code for a protein of 342 amino acids.
AUGACUUCCAAGAUCGACAAGACUAUUGCCCGCCAGCAAGAAAAGAUCGCGGCCGGCGCCUACUAUGAAGCCCACCAACAACUACGUGUGAUCGCGGCUCGCUAUAUCAAGGCCUCCAACUGGGAUGCCGCCGCAGAGAUCCUAGCUGGUGGUGCGACCGCUCUACUAAGGGCUGGAGCCCAGCAGGGUGCCUCGGCGAGUGGUGGAGACCUGGCGAUCAUGCUAGUGGUCGAGGUUUACAAAAAGGCAGAAUGGCAGAUCUCAGGACGUGCCGAUGAUGCAGAGAGUCGUUCCCGAAAGAAGCGCCUUAUCGAGAUUCUGCGCGAGUUCCCUUCGGAAGAGCCUACAAGAAAGCGGUAUAUUCAGGAGAUCAUCGGAUGGAGUGGGCAAUACGGGCCCUUGGAGCGUGGAGAUCCGGACCUGCAUCAUGCAGCUGGCUCAGUCUACGCGGAAGAUAACGAGCCGUACGAGGCCGAAAAACAUUUGAUCCUAGGAACGUCGGAAUCGGCGGAGACUCUAGCGAAACUUGAAUAUGAGUGGUACACUCAUGACGAACCGCACACCGCAGCGCUAUAUGCGUCGCGCGCCAUCUUCCCAUACCUCACGACAGGCAACCUCCGCAGUGCUAACAAGGCGUUGCUCAUCUUCACCACUCGACUAUCAACAGCGAACCCGUCUCUUGGUGUGCAAGAGGUGAGCAGCGCCAGCUCCGAUGUUCGGGUGUACCCUGCCCUCCCAUUACUCAACUUCCUGAGCAUGUUGCUUCUGACGAUUCAGCGAGGAAGUGCCGAUCUGUUCCGACAGCUUACCGCACACUAUGCGGCACAGAUUCGGGAUGUGGGCAUUUGGGACGAGACUCUGGCACAGAUUGGUGAGCAGUACUUUGGGAUCAAGAUUCCUCGGCAGGGAAACCCCCUGUUUGACAUGAUGAGCGGCAUGUUGUUCGGUGGAGGCCAAGGCAACGCAGGCCCAUCUCGGCCCGCUGUGAAGAAGGUCGAGGCACCGCCGUCGAAUAUGGAUCUUGACUAG